AUGGUCGGCUCCAUUGUCACUGUCUCCUUGCUCUUUGCGGCAAGUGCUGCUGCACAACGCACCUUCGUGGUGUAUAACGGCUGCCCCUUCACGAUCUGGCCAGCUAUUUUCACCGGCUCAGGCACUGCAGUGCCAGAUUAUGUUACUGGCUGGGAGGCAGAUGCAUACACUCACGUCACAUUUUCGGUUCCCGAUGACUGGACUGCCGGCCGCAUUUGGGGUCGUCGCGACUGCGACUUUUCCAUAUCAGACCCCGCUACGCAGUGUGCAGAUGGCGGCUGCAAUGGAGGCCUCGAGUGCGACACGGUCGGCGGAACUGGUAUUCCGCCCGCCACGCUCGCUGAGUUCACUUUGGGGCAAAACGGUGAUCCAGAUUACUAUGAUGUCUCGAUUGUGGAUGGCUACAACCUUCCCAUGAGCAUUACAAACAAUGUCGGCUGCGGCGUUGCUGACUGCCCGGUCGACCUUGGCCCUGACUGUCCUGCUGCUCUCAUCGGUCCAUAUGACUCUUCUGGCUAUCCUGUCGGCUGCAAGAGUGCCUGCGAAGCCGACUUGGACGGCGACCCAGAGAACUCUCCUAAUUGCUGCACCGGAGAGUACGACACCGCCGCUACCUGCCCGUCCUCUGGCGUCGAGUACUACUCCUACUUCAAGGACAAUUGCCCGAACUCCUACGUUUAUGCUUACGACGAGAGCAGCGGCACCGCUCUCUGGACCUGCGCUUCUGACCUCUCAGCUGACUACACGAUCACAUUCUGCCCUGAUUCCAGCGAAGAUAGCACGGUCUCCAUCAUUCUGUGA
Messenger RNA from Laetiporus sulphureus 93-53, 801 nucleotides. Its product is annotated as Osmotin, thaumatin-like protein. The record is from RefSeq and is a predicted model, not a curated record. Lineage: Eukaryota; Fungi; Basidiomycota; Agaricomycetes; Polyporales; Laetiporaceae. The transcript is spliced from 10 exons. Gene Ontology annotation, cellular component: extracellular region. Gene Ontology annotation, biological process: defense response. Bases 1 to 801 code for a protein of 266 amino acids.